UAAAAAAUAAAAUAAAUAAAUAUAGUUUGCAGAUUAGAUAAUUAGAUGGAGGAGAAGAAAAUGUGUCGCUCCACUAUUUUUCUAACCACAAUAUCCGCUCCUUGAAUCGAAACAUUGGUGAUAAGAUACGACUCCAAUGGCUGCUUCUCUUUCUCCUGCCACAGCAAUUUCACGCCCAAGCAUUACAAUCCUCAGUUCGAUAUCUUCCCUCAACGUCUCAAGCAGCUUAAGCAAUCGGUCACAACCGCGAAGGCUCGUGAAGUGCGAAUCAAGUGCGUCGGCAGCAGACCAGACGCCGCCGGAAAAUAGUCGAAAACUCGAGAUCGGCUCCCCCGUUAUCGUAAUCGAGGCUCCCAAAAUGAUAAAGACCGCAGCUUCAGUUCCAUGCCUCAGGGUCAAUUCCGGCAUAAUCAACCCCGGCGACGUUGGCAGAAUCGUGUCGAGAAAACCUAAGGACGUGUGGGCCGUGCGGCUUAAAGUCGGGACUUACCUCAUAGAUGGAAAGUAUUUUAGACCAUUAAAGCUUGAUCAAUAGCUUGAUCCAGCCGCAGGCUUCAAUUUGAAGGUUCCGAGCUUCCAAAUUCACCUUUCAUGGCUACAUGUGAAUUGCAAUGGCGAAUCCGUUGGAAUGCGGAGUGUGUUUGAAUCCGUUUAGAAAAUCAUUCCGUUCAAUGGAUGGAGCUUGUUGUACAGAUCACCGCCCAUAUUUCUAUCUUGAUGGAGCAGAAAUGCAACUUAGCCAUGGAUUUAGGAGCCUCCUGGGCAUAAUUUAUUCGUUGCGAAUAAAGUUUAGAUUUUGUACAAUAUUUUAUUGCAAAUUUGCUAUGCAUAUUCUUGGAAUUCACGAUGAGACUCAACCGUUGAACCCUUUGGAUAGUUUUUAGUUUUUUCAAGGCCCGUUUUUGUUGGUGAAAAUUAUGUAAAAGAAAAAAAAAAAGAUGAUUUUUGAGAAUCUUUCUUGGUUAA
This is a messenger RNA of Benincasa hispida (wax gourd), 966 nucleotides long. It is a transcript of the gene CRR42, whose product is annotated as DUF3148 family protein. Gene Ontology annotation, biological process: NADH dehydrogenase complex (plastoquinone) assembly. Lineage: Eukaryota; Viridiplantae; Streptophyta; Magnoliopsida; Cucurbitales; Cucurbitaceae. The record is from RefSeq and is a predicted model, not a curated record.